Molecule: messenger RNA, 687 nt
Organism: Striga hermonthica
Lineage: Eukaryota; Viridiplantae; Streptophyta; Magnoliopsida; Lamiales; Orobanchaceae
Source: the annotation of a GenBank genome assembly
AUGCUAGCUCAAGAAGAAGUACUAAUCGGAAUCAAAGGAAAACGCAGCAAGCGGCCGCGUAAUUCCGAGCCCGUAAUCGCAUCACCGUCCGACUCAGACGACCACGCACAAAGCACGGUGGAGGAGGAAGAAGAAGACAUGGCCAACUGCUUGAUCCUCUUGGCCAAGGGCUCACUUCCGGCGGCGGUGCCGCCGGCGGCGGCCGCGGCGGCGGAGGUCUACCAGUGCAAGACGUGCGAUAAAAGCUUCUCCUCUUUCCAAGCGCUGGGGGGCCACCGGGCGAGCCACAAGAAGCCCGGAAGCCGGCCCGUGUCUGCGGGAGAUGAGAAAAGGGUGGCUGAUGAAUUCCGAUCGGACGGCUGUGGUGAGAGUCCGGUAAGUUUAUCGCUACAGGUCUCGAGCAAGGCGAGGGUCCACGAGUGCGCGAUUUGUGGGGCUGAGUUUGCCUCCGGUCAGGCACUGGGCGGCCACAUGAGGCGGCACAGGCCGAUUCUUCCGGCGGCGGUGGCGGCGGCUCCGGGAGGUGGAAUUGAGGGUCGGGAAGUGAAGAGGGCGAGGAAUUUGCUGUCUUUGGACCUUAAUCUUCCGGCGCCGGAGGAUGACGUGGAGUCGGAUAAGUUCGCCUUUGCGGGGAAAGAGCAAGUUCUGGUGUUCUCCGCCUCGCCGCUGGUUGACUGCCAUUAUUAG